AUAGGAGCUCCAGUCAGAGAGAGUGAGAGAGAGAGAGAGAGAGAGAGAGAGAGAGAGAGAGAGAGAGAGAGAGAGAGAGAACGGGGCAAUUUUGUGGACAACUCGUCGCCUUUACAAUUGACAUCAAACACUGUUAGAGAGUAAACAGUUCCUUGUUGCCUGGGUCGAGAGAGAGAGAGAGAGAGAAAGAGAGAGAGAGAGAGAGAGAGAGAGAGGCAGACAAGGGAGACGGAGCAGAGUACCGGGUGACUUUCUGUGAAGUUGAAGCCAGAAUUUCGCCAGUUGACUGCCGGAGGAGAGGAGCGGACCAGCCGUGUUUUGGAUUUGCUAAAGAGGGGGGCGGGAAAGGACACGCUACCGUCAGAAGUUCGUGAGCUGAAUAAACAAAAGUUGAAGUUUGGCGUUGUUGCAGUCGUUAAAUGUUGUGACAUUUUCGGAGAGCAUUGCUCUAGCCGUCGACGGUCGAGUGGCGGGGUAAAACCCGAGCUGUCAAACCCGAUGACUACUGCAAACUGCGCCGGUAAUGAGGAGCUGGACUUCAGACUGAUCUUCGGAGAGGACGGACAACAGCAGCCUCUAGGCCCCGCAGAUCUGGAGCCUGAUGACAACCCGUCGUUCUACAUCCUGAAUGUGGGCCAGCCCCAGUCAGUGGUCACCAACCACCAGUCUGUGGGCCUGCCCCGUCAUGGUAUGCAGUCCCACUCCCAGGUCAUCAGCACUUCUCCACGCCUUCAGCCACACAAGCCAGCCUCUGAGCCCACGAGCUAUGAGGCACAGGACUCCAAGUACAGCACCUCACCCCUCCUUCCCUCUGUGCCUGUUGGGGCACCUAAGGCCUUUGAGUGCCCCAGCAUCCAGAUCACCUCGAUCUCACCCAGCUGCCAGCAGGAAAUGGACGCCAAUGAUGAGGAUUUGAGGGCAAACGGCCCUGAUGGGGAUUACCAUGGGGAUCGUCCCCUGUCCAGGGACCACCUGUAUUUACCCCUGGACCACUCAUACCGGGACUCCUCGCUCAGCCCCAGCCCAUGCAGCAGCCUCUCCUCCAGGAGCUGGUUCUCUGAUGCCUCCUCCUGCGAAUCAUUCUCUCAUGUGUACGACGAUGUAGACUCAGAGCUAAACGAGGCAGCUGCCAGGUUCACCCUGGGCUCCCCACUCACUUCCCCAGGCUGUGCCUCCCCUCAGACGGGUGGUGGAGUCUUGGAAGAGCAGUCCCCCUGGCAGCACCACCACCCUGCCUUUGUCCACUCCCACUCCAUCACCCUGUCACCACGACAGUCCCCCUGCCACUCGCCACGCACCAGCGUCACUGAUGAGAAUUGGCUGAGCCCACGGCCACCUUCACGCCCCUCCUCACGCCCCACCUCACCCUGCGGGAAGAGGCGCCACUCCAGUGCCGACAUCUGCUACCAGGGUUCAGUGUCUCCCCACCACUCACCCACCCCCACCCCCGGGCCCUCGCCUAGGGGCAGCGUGACAGAGGACACAUGGGUUGGCAGCCCUUCUGUUGGCAUGUCGCCCUUCCAGUGCUGCCCAUCUGAGGCUGACAUCCCCUCCAAGACCAGGAAGACGUCCCAGGACAGAACAGCUAUACAGGCUGGGAAAGGGGAAUUAGGGCUAGAUGACCAGGGUAAUAUGUCCCCACAUGUAGACUCUCCAUCAGAGGAAGCCAUGCACGGCCUGAAGAAGGACGGGCCUGGGGAACAGUUUCUGUCAGUGCCCUCACACUUCACAUGGAACAAACCUAAGCCUGGUCACACACCUAUAUUCAGGACGUCCUCCUUGCCCCCUCUAGAUUGGCCACUACCCAGCCAGUUUGGCCAAUAUGAACUGAAGAUAGAGGUGCAUCCCAAGGCCCAUCACCGAGCACACUAUGAGACUGAAGGCAGCCGAGGAGCCGUCAAAGCAGCAUCCGGUGGUCACCCAAUUGUCAAGCUCAUUGGCUACAGUGAGAAGCCUGUCAACCUACAGAUGUUCAUUGGAACUGCAGACGACCGUUACUUGAGGCCGCACGCGUUCUACCAGGUGCACCGGAUCACUGGGAAAACGGUGGCCACGGCCAGCCAAGAAAUCAUCAUCUCCAGCACCAAAGUUCUCGAAAUUCCUCUCCUGCCUGAAAACAACAUGUCGGCCAGUAUCGACUGUGCUGGCAUCCUGAAGCUGCGGAACUCAGACAUCGAGCUGCGGAAGGGGGAGACGGAUAUUGGGAGAAAGAACACACGGGUACGGGUGGUGUUCCGAGUGCACAUCCCUCAACCCAACGGGAAGGUGCUGUCGCUGCAGGCUGCCUCCAUACCCGUGGAGUGCUCCCAGCGAUCAGCUCAAGAGCUGCCCCAGGUUGAGAAGUCCAGCCUGACCAGCUGUCUGGUCAGCGGGGGGGAAGAGAUGGUGAUCACUGGCUCCAACUUCUUCCCCGAGUCCAAGGUCAUCUUCCUGGAGAAAGGCCCUGAUGGAAGACCACAAUGGGAAGUUGAAGCAAAAGUAAUUCGUGAGAGAACUCAAGGAUCGAGCAUUGUGGUGGAAGUCCCUCCUUACCACAGCAAGACGGUGGCCUCAGCUGUCCAGGUGCAGUUUUAUGUCUGCAAUGGCAAGAGGAAAAGGAGCCAAUCGCAGCGCUUCACCUAUCUGUCAGUCAUGGUAAAACAGGAGCACAGAGAAGAGCUGGACCUUCCUGCAGUGCCCCCCAUGUCCAUGCCCCUGGCACAUGCUGCCAGUCUGGUGCGCACCCAGCUGCCUUCUUCUGAGCAGGGCCACCCAUCGGACAGCCUUAUGUCCAGCUCCCCUCGCGGCCUGGCCACGGGCUCUGGACCUGGCCUGCUCCCGCUGCAGGCCCCCUGCCCCUCCCUGGGCUCCCCCUCCUUCCAGCACCUGCCUCACCUCCAGGGCCGCGGUUUGCACCACCCGUCUGCGGACUGCCACAUGACGUUCCACCCCAGUUCAGCUCCCGCUCCUCUCACCGCUCCCUCCCGGCCUGCUUACCAGCCUAUGCAGCAUGGUCACAACCUGCCCUUCAAUGGCCAGCCCAGCCUUCCUCCUCAGGGCUACGAGAGGAUGCCCUUUCAGCAGAACCCCAGCGCCGCGUCACACUCCAUGGGCUUGGGGAUGGUGUACCCUUCUACCCCUUGCUCUUCCCCUUCAGCCCCAUCCUCCUCUCCCACCAACCCAAAUGCUGUGUCUCCUCAUAGCCAGCAGCCUCUCCUCACCCAUUCAUCUCCACACCUCCAUACACUGGGGGGCUACCACUGUUCCCCCAACCCCACCCAGGUGCCCUCUCCCACUGGCCUCCCCUUAGUGGGGCAGCCGUCAUCCCAGCUGCAAAGGGCCAUGGGUUACCACCCUACAAGUCAAAGAUCAGCUUCCUGCCCCACACCUUCUAGUGCCCCUCCUCCACGGUUGAUCCCCUCUCCCCACUCUGGGCCUUCCUCCCCUCAGCUCCACUCUCUACCCUAUCAGUCUCCCACCUCGUCCUCCCCCACCUCAGGUGGCAGUCCUUUGGGCCCCCUGCAGCAGCAGCAGCAGCGCUCAGGACAGCCCUCUCCCCAGGCCACCAGCCCCGUCAUGGCCAGCCUGUCCCCAGCAGCAGCAGGUUCUCUGGUUCACCCUCUGGGCCCCCAGGGUCCCUUCCCCACAGAGGGGGAGAGGCUGAACAUCAAACAGGAGCCAGAGGACAGGGAGCCCACCUUCCGAUCCAUAGGGCUGCAGGACAUCACGCUGGAUGAUGUGAAUGAGAUCAUUGGCAGAGACAUGUCCCAGUCCCCCGGCACACAUGGAGCUCCAGCAGCGCACAGCCAGUCGUAGCUCGCCCCUCGCUCAGGCCUCUCGACUCGUACGUUGUCCUCCUCUCCAGCCCGUACUCCUGCAGGUCCCCGGCUCCAUCACAGCCUCUGGACCCCGUCCUGCCUGCUGCAGCACAAGAGGGGCAGAAAGAGACAGUAUGUGUGGCCUAAAACAGAGACUGUAGUUCAAGACUACAGUGCCACAUGGACCUGCCAGACUGACAAGCAGACACUCUUACUUUUGUAGCCUGAUUUCGCAUAAAUUUAACGCACAUGUUUCAAAAUACUUUUGUUCUCUUACUUGUACACAGCAUGAACAGAUGAAAAGGACAAGCAAGCAGGAGAAUAUACAUCCAUGUUGAGUUCCAGCAGGGGUAACAUAGUAUUAUAAAAAUGAGGUUACAUAAAGGAAUGUGCUUUCUCUCCAGCUCUCCACUGCUCGACGGCUGUCUGUUAGUUCUCAGGCCUGUGCUCUGAUCGUAGAUUAUGCAGGUAUGACCCAGCCCAUUUACACUAACGGUUACACGUAUGCAGUCUGGCUUGACUCAUACUGACCAUUCAGCUGUCUGCGGUCUGCUUGGACAGAGAGCCAGUCAGUCAGGUUAUUUUGGGUCACUCACAGUCCAAGUACGGGACACAGAUACAGCAAUAUGUGUUUCGUCCUCUCCCACUCACCAGCAUUUACCUUCACGAAUGAAGACAGCCCACUCUGACUGGGGUUGUGAAGCUGUCUCGAGACUGGCCUGCAACCCAGCGCAGCCCAGUGACAAACACAUGGGAGUGCACAGUGAUAUCACCGGUACUCAGCUGUGAUAUCAGUAAACUGACGUCAAAAGGGUUUCACAGGCAGAUGUCUGACCAGCGGUAUGCUGAAAAUCCUAGUGUGCCACACUGCUUUCUGGGUUUGACUCAGCAGAUGAGCAAAUAAUUAACUGGAAAUUGGCAGAGUAAGAACCAUCCCAAGAUAAGGUGUGCCGUGAUACGACAUAAUGUAGUGAAAUUGAUCAGCAAUGGGCAACAACAGCUAGACACACAGUUCAGUUUUGAAUCUAAUACGCUGAAAUUGGAACGUAGACCUUAGUGUACAACUUGCUUCUUAUACUGUUGAGAUUUUGUCUGUAACGGACAUACUUGUUAUAUACCAGGAAAGACUUCUAAAUGAUCUGGGACCAGUUUUUUGGAGAAAAACAAACAAACACUUAAUUUGGGUAACACUUUUCAACCAGGAUCACACUGAUCUUGCUGAUUUUAAGUCCAUUCAAAAAAAAAAAAAAAAACAGAAGUGAUCAUUCUGACCCAGAUAUAUCAGGAGUCUAAAUUUGUUCUUUAAAUAGUCAUGUAUGCUACCAUCUGUUGGACAAGCUGUGCUAUUACAUUAAUUAAUAGUGUGAAGUAUAUUAGACUGAUGAUGUGUUAUCUUAAUUCAUUCAUCAGCACAGGUAAAGAACACAUAAGAACUUAAAAGAUAAGACUCAGAGUCUAUGAUGAAAAACAAAAAAAUAAUGCUCUGCAAAACAUUUUCUUUCAUUAAUUCCAGGAUCCCUUUAAAAUGAAUAGUUGACCAAAGUAGAGCGUUUCUCAGUCGCCCAGUCUGCUGCAGUGGUCACAGCAACAGGACAUCUCUCUUUGAACAAAAUUUAAACAAAUACUAUUUUUUUAAACUAUUUUUUCAUUAGUGAAGAUGUUUAGGCUGCAUUUUUCCCACAACCCUAACAAUUACAUCACAAUCAAUCAUUUAUUUUAUUACUAUUUUUUUAUUUCUAUGUAGUAUGCAUCAUGCCUCCACUUUGAAUCUUCCCUUUAAGUUGCAUCAAGAUUAGCCUGAUAUUAUGCAUCAAACUAAUUACUGCCAUAGAAAAACAUACAAAGAAAAAAAAACAUCUAAAAAGGAUUAAAAAUAGGAUUGAGGCACCCAGUCCAAUCCCAGUGUGAAUGAUCAGAGGAGAGAACUUUUGAAAAACUGGUCCCUGUUGAACCGGUGUUUCGCACUGAGUGUCGUGUGUGCGGGCUGAUGACACUGUCCGCUCCCUGUGUGUGUUCAACCCACUCAGGUCUCGAGUGCAGGGGCCCGGCAGGCAGGGAGCAGCUCCUGUAGCGCUGGACUGGGAUCUGCAGUAUGCAACAUUCCACAACUUCUAGUGACCUUCCAGCCGUGUAGAUAUCUGUACAUGAAUUCCUUCUCUCACUUGUACUUCUUUGCCCUCCCUCUCAUGUGUUUUCUUCAUCUUCAAGUUGAACAAAUGCCUUAUUAACAUUUAGCAGCUUUGAAUGGUAGCAAAAGCUUUUUGUUGUUGUUUUUUGCACAGCUGGCUUUGAGUUUGUAUUUUUUUUUUUUUUUUCUUAGGAUGUAUGACUUGGGUCAGAGUUUAUGAUUCAAAGCAAACCUGGUGGUAUUGCAAAGGUGUGAAAACAAGGGAUGAGCUCAGGACUGAGGCAGCCCUAUUGAGAGUUUUUAUUGUACCCCGUUUGAAUAUUGCCCACACACGUAUUGGAGUUACAUUUGAAAUCGGCAUGUGAAUGAUCCACAGAGACAGACCUGUGCCCCCCUCAGCAGGAAGUAACUCCCCCAGUUUCCCAGGGACUCCUGCGUGCCUUCCACCAGACCUCCAGUGAUAUGACAGCUUAGGCAACAUGCCACUGGAAAUAAUUGGGACAGUGUUUUACACUUUAAUCAUAGAGAUGUCUUCAUUUGCUUUAUGUAAUGCCCCCUCACACCUUUCUGUAAUGAACAAGUUCAGAGAACAACAUCUGAACAGUUUGGGUUCCUCCACACUCACAGUUUGCAUACUGUGGCAACAAAUCAGCGCCGAAUUUGCAUUUCACAAACAAGACAUUUUCUUGUCUACAGAGUUGCAUCUAUACUAGACAGUGUUUUUAGUAACAUUUCCCAUUUUGAGAAAUAUGCAGUGAAUAUAUGGCAGCAAUAACUAAAAUCAGCCUGAAGAAAAGUUGAACUAGCAUAUAGGAAUAGAUAAGUGUUUUUCAAGCAGCUUUCUUGUCAUAUAUGGUUUGGAUGUGCACAGAUGCUGAUUUUGAAUGCUGGAUAGAUACAGAUUUGUCAUUCUGCAUUGAACAUUUUCAUUGGCUCUUUGCCUUAAGCUUCUCUUUCUCUUUGACGCCAGUACUCUUGCAUGUUUUGUUUUAUUUUAUGAAAAGGGGCUGGGGGGGGGGGGUAAUGACAGCUUUCAGUCAGUUUCCAGGUGGAAAUGAAAUUGAUUCCGCUAUGCACUAAAACUGCCUAAUGCCUUUAAAAUGA
Myripristis murdjan (pinecone soldierfish) is the source of this 7029-nucleotide messenger RNA. RefSeq names its product nuclear factor of activated T cells 3a (gene nfatc3a). Gene Ontology annotation, biological process: cytokine production; regulation of transcription by RNA polymerase II; calcineurin-NFAT signaling cascade. Gene Ontology annotation, cellular component: transcription regulator complex. The record is from RefSeq and is a predicted model, not a curated record. The transcript is spliced from 10 exons. NCBI's taxonomy places the organism in Eukaryota, Metazoa, Chordata, Actinopteri, Holocentriformes, Holocentridae. Gene Ontology annotation, molecular function: transcription factor binding; RNA polymerase II cis-regulatory region sequence-specific DNA binding; DNA-binding transcription factor activity, RNA polymerase II-specific. Bases 499 to 3795 code for a protein of 1098 amino acids.